GGGCUACCUGCGAGGCGGCGGAGGAGGAGGAGGAAGGAAGAGGCGCGGGGGAGCGCCAAGGAUCGGGAAGAGGCCGGGGCUCCUGCGAGACGCCACCACCAUGGAGGGAGGCACUGGAAGUGGCCCAGGGAUGGCCAAUGAGCGGGUGAAGAACCUCCAUACUGAAGUUGAAGGUGUCAAGAACAUCAUGGCUCAGAAUGUGGAGCGGAUUCUAGCAAGGGGUGAAAACCUUGACCAUCUGCGCAACAAGACAGAAGACCUGGAAGCAACGUCAGAACACUUCAAGACAACCUCACAAAAAGUGGCUCGGAAGUACUGGUGGAAGAAUAUCAAGAUGAUUGCGAUCAUCUGCGUCAUUGUCGCCAUCAUCCUUAUUCUCAUCAUCCUGCUUGCCACCGGCGUCAUCCCGACUUAAGUUUCUUUCCCCCCAAUGGACUUUUCCCACUCAUCAUUCUCACGUGUUCUUUUUUAAUUUUGCCCCCAUUAUCCCCUCCCUGAAUAGACGAAAUCCUUAACUGAAUCAAAUGGCCCUUUGCCAGAGGUCCCCAUCAAGAGGUCCAGGGUGCCUCCCCGUCUGUCCCCAUAACCUCUUUCCCACGCCAGGACCAAAAGACUCCAGGGGUCGCCCUUUCUCUCGGGGCCACGCCAGGGUCCCUCAACUGCACGUGUGAACUUAGCCAGAGGAAGCAGAGACUCUUUCUGCUUUGAUAAGGGGUGGCCAAGCUUGGCAACUUUAAGACUUGUGGACUUCAACUCCCAGAAUUCAGCUGGCUGGAGAAUUCUGAGCGUUGAAGUCCACAAGUCUUAAAGUUGCCAAGUUUGAAGACCUCUAGCUUAGAUGAUUCCUACCCCACACAACAUGCUAAAUUUCUGAGUCUGCAAGUGCCUUCACUGAUCCUUGGAACGGAGCUCACCAGCCUUUUCUAGUUCCAAAAAAGUUUGGCCAAAUUUCUGGAGGUGGCAGAAAGCUACCCAGGGAGGACUCCGACCUUAUGCGGCCACUCUGGGUAUUCCUUCCCUUCCAGGAAGCCUCAUCCUCAGAUCUCAUUUUGCGUGCCUUUCAUCCUCCUGGAUGGAGACAUGAAUGACUGGAACUCACCUGGCAACAUAAAGAUAUUUCUGAAACACU
Thamnophis elegans (Western terrestrial garter snake) is the source of this 1129-nucleotide messenger RNA. It is a transcript of the gene VAMP8, whose product is annotated as vesicle associated membrane protein 8. The record is from RefSeq and is a predicted model, not a curated record. Bases 101 to 415 code for a protein of 104 amino acids. Gene Ontology annotation, biological process: vesicle fusion; SNARE complex assembly; vesicle-mediated transport. Lineage: Eukaryota; Metazoa; Chordata; Lepidosauria; Squamata; Natricidae. The transcript is spliced from 3 exons. Gene Ontology annotation, cellular component: SNARE complex; plasma membrane. Gene Ontology annotation, molecular function: syntaxin binding; SNAP receptor activity.